This is a messenger RNA of Erythranthe guttata (spotted monkey flower), 1575 nucleotides long. NCBI's taxonomy places the organism in Eukaryota, Viridiplantae, Streptophyta, Magnoliopsida, Lamiales, Phrymaceae. The record is from RefSeq and is a predicted model, not a curated record.
AUGGCGGCAAAUCGGCGAGUUGAUGAUGUUUCCAGUCCGUUCUAUUUGCAUCCGUCUGAUGGUCCUGGGUUAGUUCUCGUUUCGCAGCUACUCUCUGAAGAUAACUUUGCCUCUUGGAGUAGAGCGAUGCAGAUUUCGCUUACGGUGAAGAACAAGUUAGAGUUCAUCAAUGGCACAAUCGUUGAACCGAGUAGGGAAGAAGCGGUUCUUCACAACGCCUGGGUUCGAAAUAACAGUAUUGUUAUUUCAUGGAUUUUGAAUGCUGUGUCAAAAGAUAUUCAGGCCAGCAUCAUGUACUCUGAUUCUGCGUACGAGAUGUGGAAGGAUCUCAAUACCAGAUUUUCACAAAUUAAUGGUCCGCGCAUUUUCCAAUUACGUCGGGAAUUAACUAAUCUUACUCAAGAUACGCAGUCCGUUAAUGUGUAUUUUACAAAAUUGAAGGCUAUUUGGGAUGAAUUAUCCAAUUUUCGACCAUCUUGUACUUGUGGAGCCUGCACUUGUGGUGGUGUUCAGAAGCUUAAUGAACAUUACAAUUUAGAACAUGUAAUGGCUUUUCUCAUGGGGUUGAAUGAGUCUUUGACUUCCACACGUGGUCAAAUUCUUCUCAUGGAUCCACUGCCUCCUAUCAACAAGGUUUUUGCUCUUGUUUCUCAAGAAGAGAGGCAGCGGUCUAUUCAUUCUUCGCAUAAUGAGGUGCAGAACUCACUAGCUUUCUCCAUUCGUGGUGAUCAGACUACUCAGAGAUCUAUGCAUAAUCAAGCCACUUUUAACUCUGCACCUAAGAGGAAGGAAAGGGGCUUCUGUACUCACUGCAGCAUCUAUGGGCAUACGAUUGAUAAGUGUUACAAGUUACAUGGAUAUCCGCCCGGUUAUAAAGCCAAGCCAAGAUAUCCUUCUUUGCCUCAAAGCAGAUUUUCUGUUAAUCAAGUCUCUGCCAUGGAGUCUCCUCUUGACUAUACAUCUUCAGGGAGUACUUCUCAACCUCCUCUUGUUUCUUCUGAUCAUGUUUUGGCUAACUUGUCUGCAGCUCAAUGCCAGCAAUUGAUUGCAUAUUUCUCUAAUCAAAUGGCUGCCAAGAAACAGGUUCCUGCUCAGCAGUCUCAGGGUGAUGAGGUUGAAGCUGCACACAUUUCUUGUGUGUCAGGUAUAUGCUUAGCAGCUUCUCUUCAUGCAUCUUUUCAACCUCACUAUUGGAUCAUUGAUUCUGGGGCUUCUCGUCAUAUCUGUAAUGAUAAAACUCUAUUUUCUUCUCUUCAUAAAGUCAAUUUUGCUAGAGUUAUAUUACCAGAUUGUUCUUUGGUUGUUGUUGAGUAUAUGGGAGAUGUGUGUUUAUCAGAUGAUCUGGUUUUGAAAAAUGUUUUUUAUGUUCCUUCUUUUAAGUUCAACUUAAUCUCUGUCAGUGCUUUGCUUGAUAAUUUGCCUCACACAGUUAUUUUUGAUUCAAAUUCCUUUCUUAUUCAGGACAAGUUCUUGAAGAAGAUUGGCAAGGGUAGCAAAAUUGAUGGUUUAUAUGUUCUUCAGCCUCACAUUGAGUCUAUUGAUGUUUUUUGUAAUAAAGUUUCUGCCACUGUUUAG